Molecule: messenger RNA, 2873 nt
Organism: Uranotaenia lowii
Lineage: Eukaryota; Metazoa; Arthropoda; Insecta; Diptera; Culicidae
Product: probable cytochrome P450 313a4
Exons: 10
Molecular function (GO): oxidoreductase activity, acting on paired donors, with incorporation or reduction of molecular oxygen; iron ion binding; monooxygenase activity
Source: RefSeq, a predicted model, not a curated record
AUUUUUAUCUGAAUACGAUGUAUAAUUAUGUAUUUUCAUCGCCCGAGCACGCUCCAUGAUGGUUCUGUUCAUGCGCUCGGCGACGCCGUUCUGCUGAGGCGUAUAGGGGAUGGUGGUUUCCAUGACGAUACCUUUUUCGUUGCAGUACUCCUGGAAUUCGGUGUUGAUGUACUCGCCACCAUUAUCGCUUCUCAAUCGGGCGAUUUUGGUUCCAAAACGAGUAGUGGCCAUCGCAGCAUAUUUUCUGAACGCCUCAAAGACUUCGCUCUUCGCUUCGAGAAUGUAGACGGCGGUAAAAUGCGUGAAGUCAUCGAUGAAGCUCACGAAGAUUUUCCCACUAUUCCAGGAUGCUGGCGAGAAAGCUCCACACACGUCUGUAUGGAUGAGCUCCAAGGGGCAUUCAGAGUCUGCGGUGGCGUCCAAACCUUCGACCAUCUCGUUUCGGAUGAGUUUCUGAAGACCAGCUUUCCCGAUGUGCCCGUACCGGCGAUGCUACAACGACAGCUUUCCUUCGGUUUCUGCCGUCAGCGCCGAACCGAAACUCCGGAUUCUCACAUCCAGCUCGUACAAACGACCUCUUCUGGGGGCGACGCACACCACUCGCUUAUUCUGGCGAAUGUGCGCGUUCUUUUGGUUGAAGGUCACUUCCAUUCCGCGUUCCGUAACCUGCUUCACGGAAAACAAAUUGGUGAGAAGACCAGGCACGUACAGGACAUCGUGGACAGUGCAGUUGAUUUCCUUGCCGUCCACAAGGGCUGCCAAUUUGACCUCGCCAGCGAAGUGACUCCUUUUGUCACCGACCAUGUGCUCGGAAGCACCACUGUCAAGCACCCAUCGGAAUUUGCCUUCAUCGCCGCUGCUGGCCGCCUGCGCCACCGUCACGAAUGCGAUGUCUUGACUCGGAAGGCUGACUUUUUCGGUUCGGUUCCUCUGGACAGUCAGGUCGCUUGUGUCCAGCGAACGCCGUUCCACAUUCCAUCCUCACCGCACCGUGCUGCCGUUUCACGUCCUCGUUCAGCAAUCUCGAUUUCACAAAUUCCAUCGAGCAUUGCUCCACCGGCAAACAAAAAGAACACCAGCACCGGCUCAUUGAAUAUGAUGUUAGCCGAUUCCAGUUCACGGACCACCUUCUCGAACGACAAAAUGUGCUCCUCCAAAGACACUUUCUCGUCGUACUUCGCGCUGGCCAACCUUUGCAGUAAAAAGAAGACACCGGACACACCCUUUCGGUCGAAAUUGUUCCUCAGGGCGUCCCAAAUGGCCUUCGGGGACGGCUUUCCACGGAUUUACUAUUGGCACUUUCGAAGAUCGCGUCGACGUUUCUAUGAACUCGCGGCUAAGAUUCCCGGUCCCUUCGAUUGGCCCCUGAUCGGAAGCAUUCAUCUGGGAUUCGGUCGAAGUGCGACAGGUAUUUGUGAAUACAUGCUGCAGUUUCUUCACACCAUUCCGACUCCGAUGAGGGCCUGGUUGGGUCCACAUUUGUUCAUGGUAUUCGACGAUCCGGAACAUCUAGCGGUGAUCCUGAACUCUCAGCACUGUCUUAGGAAAUCCUUAGUCUACAAAUUCUUCGGUUUGAGCGACGGUCUCCUGACUGCUGAACCCCAUCUUUGGCGAAAAUUGCGUAGAAAUCUGAAUCCUUCUUUCUCGCUAGCGAACCUUCAAAGCUUCAUUCCGACGUUCAAUGAAAAAUCGAAUAUUUUGGCCAAACGCUUGGAGCCUUUCCUGGACAAGGGCGAGUUCAACAUUUUACCAUUCAUGGGAGAGCUUUCGCUGUCAAUCAGCACCGUCACCACCUUAGGACUAGACCUCGAUAAAGAUACCAGUGAGUGUCGGAAAAACUACAAGGAAAACGCCGAUCACCUGUUUACUCUCAGAUGGUCCCGAAUAUACAAGGCUUGGUUUCAUCUGGAUUUCAUCUACAAGCUCAGUGCCACGUGGAGGGAAGAAAAGGCCCGCUCAGAAGUGUUCGAACAAAUGUCUAAAAAGGUUCUCGAAAUGCGAAUGGAACAAAAACGGCAAAACCCUACAAAUAAGACUGUGGAAGAGGAUGAUUUCAACAUUCGAGCACCCCGGUUGUUCAUCGAAAAUCUGGAAAAUUUCUUAUCCCAAUCGUCCCAGUUGGACAACCGCAUCAUUCUGGACAAUCUGAAUACGAUCAUUUUUGCUGCCACCGACACUUCGGCCACCGUGGCCUCAACCACCCUUCUUAUGCUGGCCAUGCAUCCGGAAGUUCAGGAACGAGUCUACCAGGAGGUGAUCAGCGUGGCACCCAGUGGUCCUCUCGAGUAUCAAGAUGUAUCGAAACUGGAGUACAUGGAAAUGGUUAUAAAGGAAUCGAUGCGACUGGUUCCGGUCGUUGCCUUGGUUGGGCGCAUAUGCGAAAAAGAUCUACCGGUUGGAGAGCACGUGAUUCCAGCUGGAGCAGAGAUCGUGAUUCCGAUUUUUAAAUUGCACCGAAAUAAGCGAAUCUGGGGACCUAAUGCGGAAGAAUUUGAUCCGGAAAAUUUCUCCCGUGAGAACUGCGCUAAAAUGCACCCCUAUGCGUUUCUAGCAUUCAGUGGAGGUGCGCGGAAUUGCAUUGGAAUGAAGUAUGCGUAUUUAACUCUGAAGAUUGUGCUGGCUAAUUUGUUGCAGCACUAUCGAUUCAGUACCCGAUUGAAGCUGGACGAAUUGAAGUUCCAUGCUUCAAUUGUGCUACAAGUUGCCAACGGGCACAUGGUUAGCAUACAACGGCGAGUUUAAGGUAUGAGGAAUGAGAAAAAUAAAUAUGGAACAACUUGUUUCAAAUUAAAUCAUUUUAAGCAACCACGUCAAACUGGCAUUUCACGGUCUGUAUGUUGCCCACGGUGACCUAAAAAAAAUGCAUAACUCAA